This is a messenger RNA of Cajanus cajan (pigeon pea), 2281 nucleotides long. Its product is annotated as alpha-dioxygenase 2. Gene Ontology annotation, biological process: response to oxidative stress. The record is from RefSeq and is a predicted model, not a curated record. Gene Ontology annotation, molecular function: heme binding; oxidoreductase activity, acting on single donors with incorporation of molecular oxygen, incorporation of two atoms of oxygen; peroxidase activity. Lineage: Eukaryota; Viridiplantae; Streptophyta; Magnoliopsida; Fabales; Fabaceae.
UUUCGGUGAAUGAAAAAUGAAAAAAAAAAACAGUUACAAUUAAGGCACUUAAAAGUGCUCUUUAUGAAGUUCAGACAAAUAUUAACUAAGCUCCCCAAACAAGUCAUGGAAUUUUCUCUUUUCUCUGAACCCUUCAUUCAUCCUCAUCUCCACCCUAUUGUGGCCAAAAUGACCCUUUUUGACACCAUACUCUUCUAUGUGAUACAUUUUGUGGACAAGCUUGGGUUGUGGCAUAGGCUUCCUGUGUUGUUGGGAUUAGCAUACUUGGGAAUUAGGAGGCACUUGCAUUACCGUUACAAUCUGUUGCAUGUUGAAGGAGUCAAUGGCCACAAGUAUGACACACAAGAUUAUGCAUAUAGGACACCGGAUGGUAUGUGCAACCACCCCACCGACCAUUUGAUCGGCAGCCAGGGGACUUCCUUUGGCCGGAACAUGCAGCCGGCGACCUUAGAUUAUGGGUUACUGGACCCUCACCCUACUGUGGUAGCCUCAAAGCUCCUAGCAAGAAAGAAUUUCAAAGACACAGGGAAGCAAUUCAACAUGAUAGCUUGCUCAUGGUUACAGUUCAUGAUUCAUGACUGGAUUGACCAUUUAGAGGACACAGAACAGGUGGAAAUUAGAGCUCCUGAUGGUUAUUCAAGUGGAUGUCCUUUACAGUCUUUCAAGUUUUUCAAGACUAAGAAGUUCAAAACAGGUUCUUCAUGUAUGAAGUUUGGCUUCCUAAACAUUAGGACUCCUUGGUGGGAUGGAAGCGUCAUAUAUGGGAAUAAUGAGAAGGGCAUGAGAAGAGUGAGGACAUUCAAAGAUGGAAAGCUGAAAAUCUCAGAAGAUGGGCUUCUUGAGCAUGAUGAAAAUGGUAUUCCUAUCUCAGGUGAUGUUAGAAAUUGCUGGGCUGGCUUUUCCCUUAUGCAGGCCUUGUUUGUUAAGGAGCACAAUGCUGUAUGUGAUAUGCUAAAAGCGCACUAUACUGAUUUUGAUGAUGAGCAGCUAUAUAGAUAUGCAAAAUUGGUGACUUCAGCAGUCACUGCAAAAAUUCACACAAUUGAUUGGACUGUAGAACUCCUAAAGACUGAUACUCUACUGGCAGGGAUGAGGAUCAAUUGGUACGGAUUUUUGGGGAAGAAAUUUAAAGAUUUAUUUGGAAAUAUUUGUGGGCCCGUACUUAGUGGAUUAGUUGGUCUCAGGGAGCCAAGAGAUCAUGGAGUUCCCUACACACUUACUGAAGAGUUUGUCAGUGUUUACAGAAUGCAUUCUCUGCUACCUGAUGAAAUUGUCCUUCGAGAUAUCAAGCCUUCAACAGGAGAAUAUAAAUGUCCUCCAAUGCUUGAAACGUAUAUCGUUAUGCCUCUCACUGAUUCUAGUUUUAAAGCUCAGAUUUCAGACUUUAUUGGGGUGCCUAUGAGGGAAAUGUUGGGAAAAGAAGGGGAAAGAAGGCUAUCAAACAUAGGAAUGGAGCAAAUGCUAGUAUCCAUGGGUCAUCAAUCAUGUGGUGCAAUUGCUUUAUGGAACUAUCCAACAUGCUUAAGGAACCUCAUUGCCCAUAAUGUUGAUGGAGAGGACAGACCUGAUCCGGUUGAUAUGGCUACCAUGGAAGUUUAUAGAGAUAGAGAAAGGGGUGUUGCGAGGUAUAAUGAAUUCAGAAGAAACUUGUUGAUGAUCCCUAUUAGCAAGUGGGAGGAUUUAACAGAUGAUGAAGAGGUGAUUGAAGCUCUUAAAGAGGUAUAUGAAGAUGAUGUUGAGAAGCUAGACUUGAUAGUGGGUCUCCAUGCAGAGAAGAAGAUAAGAGGGUUUGCUAUCAGUGAGACUGCUUUCUUUAUUUUCCUAAUGAUGGCUUCAAGGAGGCUAGAAGCUGAUCGUUUCUUCACAACGAAUUUCAACUCUAAAACAUACACAGACAAAGGGCUAGAAUGGGUAAACAGAACAGAGAGUUUGAAGGAUGUGAUAGACAGACACUUUCCUGAAAUGACUAAAAAUUGGAUGAGGUGCUCAAGUGCAUUCAGUGUUUGGGAUUCAAUGCCAGAUCCCACAAACUACAUACCUCUAUAUUUGAGACUAGCCCCAUAAUAAUGAUGUGCCCUUGUGCAACCAAAUCUCAACUUUUCCCUCAUAUUCUAGCCAUUCAAGAAUGGUUUAUUCAACUAUUUGUCUAUUCCGAUCCUAUUGUCAAUACAUGUAUAAUUAAUGUACUACUUCCCUCUUUUCACUAUCUAUACUAUGUAAACUUUGUUACAAUCAGCCCCAUUCGCUGUUAACUGAAAACUAUAAUUAUAUAUUUGGAUCU